Molecule: messenger RNA, 1146 nt
Organism: Nezara viridula (southern green stink bug)
Lineage: Eukaryota; Metazoa; Arthropoda; Insecta; Hemiptera; Pentatomidae
Source: the annotation of a GenBank genome assembly
CGGCCGGUUAUCUAUAAGCCGGCACCGAGCCUUCAGGAUACAGUCCGUGCGUCUUGUGUCGUAGCGUUCAGAUCUCUCUAGCAACCACCUCUCUCAGACAUGGGUCUCAGCGACUUCUUCGGAAUCAAGUACAAGCUCGACAAGAGCGAGAAGUUCGACGAGUUCAUGGAGGCCCUGGGUGUCAGCUUGGUAACCAGGAAGAUGGGCAACGCCGUAUCUCCAGUCAUCGAGAUGACCGAGUCUAACGGAGAGUACACCCUCACCUCGAGCUCCACCUUCAAGAACACCGUCAUCAAGUUCAAGCUCGGAGAGGAGUUUGACGAAGAGACUGCCGAUGGAAGGAAGGUGAAGUCCACCAUAACCCAGGAGGGUGACAACAAGCUCAUCCAUGUCUCCAAGGGGGACAAGGAGUCCAAGAUCGUCCGGGAGUUCAGCAAGGAGGAAGUCGUCAUGACCCUCACCGUGGACAACAUCGUCUGCACCAGGAUCUACAAAGCUGUAUCAUAGUGGUCUAUUUUAUUGCCAUUAUUUAUCAUUAUUAUUCAAUUACUAUUGUAAUUUAAUUCAUUUAAUAAUUAUAUAUAAUAUAUAAAUUUAGAACACGAAGGUUUUAUCUUAAAGCAAAGAAUCCCAAUUGCUAUUUGGAAAAAAUCCAAAACUCUCAUUUCUUUUAUGAUUGCAAUACAAUUUCAGCUCAAAUUAUUCCUAUUUAUUUGCAUGAUACUUCAUUUUGUUUGAAUAUCUCUUUUAUAAUCAUUAAUCAAUUGCGUUUAAUUUAUUAAUAUAAACUGGAAUAAAGUUAUGAGAUUUUUUUUAUGAGAAACACUAACCAAUAAAGAUAAUUCUAAACUUUAUUUUAUUUUACUAUAAUUACUAAACAUAGAACAAUGGAAAUCAGAAGCCAAUAAACCCUCCAAUAUGGACAUUAUUCAGAUUUCAAGGUAAGCGUUAAAAUCUUUCUAAAUAUAGGCUUAAACUCUUCCCCUCCACCCUGCAUUUGCCAUAUUUUUAUAUAAAUACGUAAGUGUUUUUCUUUUUUUUUUUUUCAUAUUGCAGAAUUCCUGUAAUGUUUAAAUAUUUUUUCCUUUAUCAUUAUUAUUGACACAUUAUUUUUUCUAAGCUACAAUAUUAUUAUUUUUAUCUUCU